AUGGCCCGAAGUGUCUGCCUUGGUGCAGCACGCGAGUCAAUACUACUCCUACACAAGGUCCUCGUUGAGGAUCCCAGUAGUGACCAAUGGUCGUGUCAUUACCAUCGCCUAAUAUCAGCGGCACUUACUGUCCUCACGAAUAUUCCAGACUCGCCCCCAAAUGAACGGACCAGCUUGAAGGAGUUGUGUACCACGAGCAUCGAAAUCUUCCAUUGCAUGCGCUCGGGAUGUCCGAGUAAAGGAUCUGCCCUGGUUGAAAGCGCUCUGGCCCGCCUAGCAAAUGCGGAGACGCAGGUAGAGACCAGAGUAGAAACCGAGUUCGGACCGGAAAUUUGGCAAUCGAUGGGCUAG
Molecule: messenger RNA, 351 nt
Organism: Penicillium macrosclerotiorum
Lineage: Eukaryota; Fungi; Ascomycota; Eurotiomycetes; Eurotiales; Aspergillaceae
Exons: 1
Coding region: 1-351 (116 amino acids)
Source: RefSeq, a predicted model, not a curated record